Molecule: messenger RNA, 837 nt
Organism: Metschnikowia bicuspidata var. bicuspidata NRRL YB-4993
Lineage: Eukaryota; Fungi; Ascomycota; Pichiomycetes; Serinales; Metschnikowiaceae
Exons: 1
Coding region: 141-710 (189 amino acids)
Source: RefSeq, a predicted model, not a curated record
UUUUUGUUUUUGAUUUUGAUUUUGUUUUUGUUUUUUGCUUUUUGAUUUUGUUUUUGUUUUUGUUUUUGUUUUUGUUUUUGUUUUUGCUUUUAGCUUUUUGCUUUUUGUUUUUGUUGUUUUGUUUUCCAAGUCCCGCUCAAAUGGCGCUGGGGAAACUACUCGGGUCUACGUGUGUCCUACAUCCAGCGGGCUGCCAUCUGGCGGAAACGUGUUUCGUAAUUCCAUGCCUCGCGAUGUAUGGUUGGGGCCACUUGGCCCCACGUGCACGUCCUCUCCGGAAGCGGUGCAUGGGGCCGAUGGGUGGUCAUGACAGAAGUUCGCGUGGGGCUGUGCGAGAUGCCGGUGCUGCACCCAGCCCUUCCCAGCCGCGCGGAGGGUCUGAUGUCAUGGUGUCGUUUCGUGGUGUUGGGUCAGCCGGCCCAUGGAAUCUCAAGCCUCGGGCAGUUUUCUCGAGCAGCAGUUCUCGGAGUUGUGGGAAUGAAAAAGGAUGCCGGGAAACGUCGCAAGGCGCCGGACAGACUGCAGGAGGACUCGGGCCCCGCCCGGUCACCUUGCCUUUCCGCUCCACUAUCGCGUUCAGUCGCGCAUGGUCAUCAAGCAACUGGCAGGUCGAGUUUCCGUCAGGGCGAUGCACCCUUUGCUUUCUCUGCAUUCUGGCCCAAAAGUCUGUAAGCCCAAGUAAGAACGCAGGCACCGUGCCGAAUCUGUAGCCCACGUCGCGAAGCCCGCCCGCGCCAUCCGCUUGGCCGCCGUAUCUUGCAAAUAACUCUGGCACCCUAAUUAACUUGUUGUGCUUCAUCGGAGCACGCGCACACCGAAUUCGUGGUGCUCGCAUAG